This is a messenger RNA of Erigeron canadensis, 622 nucleotides long. RefSeq names its product putative HVA22-like protein g. Bases 32 to 622 code for a protein of 196 amino acids. The transcript is spliced from 6 exons. NCBI's taxonomy places the organism in Eukaryota, Viridiplantae, Streptophyta, Magnoliopsida, Asterales, Asteraceae. The record is from RefSeq and is a predicted model, not a curated record.
UAAUCCUUAGAGUUGCUUGUGGCAGGGCAAGAUGUUAGGAUACACGUUGAACCGCCUACUUAUCUUGCUACUUGCAUAUUUAUAUCCAGCUUAUGAAUGCUUCAAAAAUAUAGAGAAGAAUAAACCAGAUGUGGACGGACUGCGCUUUUGGUGCCAAUACUGGAUUGUAAUCGCUUUAAUGACCGUUUGGGAUCCAUUUGGUGACGCACUAGUUUCAUGGCUGCCAAUGUAUAGCGAAACAAAAUUGGUAUUAUGCGUGUACUUGUGGUACCCCAGAACGAAGGGAUCGAUAUAUAUCUACAGCACGUUCGUGAAACCAUACCUCUUAAAGCACGAAUCAGAGAUAGAUCGUACACUGGCAGAAUUAAAGACCAGGGCUGGAGAUUCAGCAUCUCUUUACAUCCAAAGAGUUAUAGUUUAUGGUCAAACAAGGGCUUUUGAAAUUAUUCAAUUAGUUAUGUCACAGUCAUUGCAAAGACCCCAAGCUGCGCCGGCGGCUGCAGCUCCAGCUCAACAAGGGGAUCAAGCGGCACAAUCAGCUACUCCUGCGGCUUCUGGAGGUCCUGAAACUCCCACGGGGCAAAGCAGGUUGAGGAAAACUAGUGCCACUGUGGCUCGAUGA